Molecule: messenger RNA, 1565 nt
Organism: Prorocentrum cordatum
Lineage: Eukaryota; Dinophyceae; Prorocentrales; Prorocentraceae
Source: the annotation of a GenBank genome assembly
AGCCCGCUUCGCCCGAGCGGCCCUCCCGGCAGUCCGCUGGCCGCCGGGCCCCGCGGGCCUAUGGAGAGGUCACCGGCGACCGCGGACGCGGCCGCCGCCGCGGCCAGCCUGACCGCCAAGCAGCUCACGGUGGAGCACGCGGGCGAGAACCGCACGUUGUUGCUUGUCGAGGGUGCGGAGGCCGCGGCGCUGGCCCAGGCGCUGUCUGGCUGGCUGGGCCACUCGCGGUUCUACCUCACGCGGCCUGGCGACGACGCGAUCGUGCCGCUCACGGCCGCGCUGCCUGGCGGCCUGACGCUGUCGCUGCACGCGCCCCCCCGCGCGGGCGCCGGCGGGAGCCCGGACGCCCUCUCGGGCGGCACCGCCUCGGCCAGCUCGCUGCCGCAGGCCCAGCUGGCGCCCGCCGCGCCGCCUGCGCGGCGGAGGGCGUACACUGCGCCUUGGGCGGAGGAGGGCGCGCCGCCCGGGCGCAGAAGGGCGCCGCUGGCAGGAGAGCGGCGGGGCCUCUGGCGCGCGGCCCCCCUCGGGCUGGCGGCUGGGCUGCUCGCGGAGGACCCGGCGCCGCUGGACGCCGGAGACGCGGGCCACGCCGCGGAUUCAUGGAGGCGGCCGCACCCAGAGGCCGCCGCGGCGCAGGCGCCGUGGAGCGACCCGUGGGCGCGCGACGAGGGCCCCGCGGAGCACCUGGAGAGCCCCGUGCUCCGCACCGACACCGCGGGCACCGGGCUGCCGAUGGCCGAGGUCGAGGAGGCCGUGGCGAACCUCGACCGCUUCUCGCGCCUGUCCACCGAUCUGGCCAAUGAGCGAACGCUGCUGGCCUGGAUGCGCACGAGCAUGGCGGCCUUCCGCUCCACCGUCUGCUUCCUCAGCCUCGUUGGCGGCCUCAGCUACCAGGCCGCGCGCGUGAUGAUGGUGGCCGCGUGCGUCGUCUCCGCGGUGUCUGGCAUCCGCAGGUACAGCAAGAUCAAGCAGGCCACUUUCUCGCCGGUGCCCCCGCGCGAGUUCGGCCGCCUGUCGAUUUAUUGGUUCGCGUUCCUGAUGGUCACCUGCAAUCUGGCGAUCGCGGCUGGGAUGCUGUCGCCGUCCUGGGCCAAGACGUUAGCCGACGCGCAGCUGGGGUGGAGGCGGUCCCCUCCGCGCCACGACGUUCGGCUGGCACGAGGGUUCGGAGCAGCCCUGAUCGGCUCUGGAGGGGUGCCCUCGUGGUCUUCGGGGUUGGGCUGUCCGCCCCGGCAUGCUGCUGGUCUGGGGCACCUCCACUGUGCCUUGGGCCCUCGGCCCGACUUAACCCUCGGCGACGAGGCUCCCGUUCUCGACCCGCGCGCUCGCGGCCACGCUCCGACGGCACCGCGCCGCGCCCGCCUCCCUGGCGGCCUCGGUGCAUCUUGCAGGCCUCGUCGUCGGCCCUGCUCGGCUCGGGCGUACGCGUCGCGUCGCAGCGGAGAGACUUCUGCGGCCGCGCGCCCCCAGGCGAGCGCGACGAGCGGAAGAGACGUGCACCCCAGUUUCGCGCACGUCCCUCCGCCCUCCCCCUCCGCCGCCCCUCCCUCGUCCUUCCCGCCUCC